Messenger RNA from Oreochromis niloticus (Nile tilapia), 1827 nucleotides. Its product is annotated as recoverin. Gene Ontology annotation, molecular function: calcium ion binding. Lineage: Eukaryota; Metazoa; Chordata; Actinopteri; Cichliformes; Cichlidae. Bases 515 to 1093 code for a protein of 192 amino acids. The transcript has 5 exons. The record is from RefSeq and is a predicted model, not a curated record.
GCAACCGUUCCAACAAACUGAAGAAUACACCUUUUUCCUUCCCAGUAAUUGCUUGCAGAUGGUUGUUGACAGUCUAUAGGCCCCUGUUACUGGGGUCUAGCAUUAGCAUGGUAGCUUGGACGUUAGCACUGUCAUCACUCAUCAUUAUGAGCCCAGGGAAGCAGCAGCUCAGGAAGCUCAGGGGUUCACAUGGGUGCUGAUGUGGCUCCGCCUCAGCGUGAUCCAGAUUAAUUAUCCAUCAGUGGAGGUUGAUUUCCUCAGCUACUCACAGACAGAGCAUCACUGUUUGUCCUGGACUCCCCAGCUGAUCACACAGCUUUUGCGUCGGUGGGCUGAAUAGCAGGCGAGGACAGGAUCAAGAGGGCUGCCACCAUACCUCUGGAAUAGUUACCCCUUUGACAAAGCAGAGGAGGUAACUUCUUAGGUUAAAGUUGGGUUAUAAUUGCCCUAGAAGAGCCAGGGGCCACAGAUUCACUCUCAAAUAAAGCUCUAAAACAUCACCAAAACACCAGCAAUGGGAAAUAGCAAAAGCGGAGCUGUGUCCAAAGAGAUCCUGGAGGAUCUGAAGCUCAACACCAAGUUCUCAGAGACUGAGAUUGUCCAGUGGUAUGAAAACUUCAAGAAGCAGUGUCCAAAUGGUCGCAUCACAAAAGAGGAGUUUCAGACAAUCUACAGCAAGUUCUUUCCAGAAAGUGAUGCCAAUACAUAUGCUCAACAUGUCUUCCGCUCCUUUGACACAAAUGAUGAUGGCACUCUGGACUUCAAGGAGUACAUCAUUGCCCUCCACAUGACAUCAACAGGAAAGACCACCAGGAAACUCGAAUGGGCCUUCUCGCUGUUUGAUGUGGACAAGAAUGGAUACAUCACCAAGUCAGAGGUGACGGAAAUCUGCACGGCCAUUUUUAAGCUGAUUCCCAAAGAAGAGAUGGAAAAGUUGCCUGAAGAUGAAAACACAGCUGAGAAGAGGGCGGAUAAACUCUGGAAAUAUUUUGACAAGGGUGAAAACGACCGAAUUGCAGAAGGAGAGUUCAUCCAGGGAGUUUUGGAUAAUGACGAUGCUCUUCGCUUGAUUCAGUACUCACCUUUAAAGUAGCUGUUCAGACAUUUUCACUGUAUAUUUCUCCAGUUCUGUCACUGUCUUGUUGUUUGUCCACUUUACCUGACAGCACUUUCCCAAAACAUGAACACAUUGCAGGUGUGAUGAUAAUGCCCAGUUGGUCUAAUUUAAACAAUGACACAGAACCUCUUGAGUGGUUUUAUAACAUUUAUUGUAUACCCAUAUGUGCUGUCUAAGUUAUUUACAGUGCAUAAAAUGUUGAGGAUAAAAAUGAGACGAACUGUGAGCAUUUCAAAUUUCAAAGUAUCACAAGUAUGUGUCUACCAUACAAACAACAUCCCCUCUUAAACUUGUGAACAAACUUUUACAGUAUGUAAAUAAAAUGUCCAUCUUCUGAUCGUUUCUUCCACAUUUAGAAACUAAGUAACUAUUUAGUUUGAAUUUCUUAAGAAGAUGAAAGCUACAAAGCAUCAUUCAGAGUAGCCAACAUUAUUACUACCACAAGUUAUGUUCUACCUCCUUUUCUAACCAAACCAACAUAUGGCCCACGGUGUAACCACAGUAAAUGCAGGAGGUUUCCAUUAUCUUGGUCUAAUUUCAUGUCUUUUACAUUCUUUAUCGUAUCCAUAUGUCACAGUCUUAAAUGUUCAAUGUCAUAGUUAAGUGGUGAAUAAGGAGAAUAGACUUGUUAUUGUAAGACAACAUGUGAAAUCAAGUCUUGAUCCUGUACAAUACACUGAAUAAAACAACAUGUUGGAAUUGUAAUAAAA